AUGGGCAAGCCACGCAGAGAGCCGUACGUCAAGCGGCCCUCGCCGCUCGGAAAGGUACACCUCACACGCCCCAUCUCGCAAGCUCCGCCGACAGCAGCAGGCGAUCCCAUCUUCUGGAAACGCUUCUCGGUUGCGGUGCGCGAGGCGGAGAAUGCGGACCUGGAGGGCGGGAGGAACGAUUCUACGAGUACGAUUGAGUUGAGGAAGAGGUCGGAUCCCAACGACUGGCUCGCUCAGCAGCACCAGAAGAAGCGCAAUUGCCGGUACGUCUGCAUGGUCAUUACGCUCCUGGUCGUGGCACUGGUCACUGGCGCCGCGAUAGUGGGAUGGUGGUUCACGCAGGGCCCUGGGAGGAAGUAG
Messenger RNA from Drepanopeziza brunnea f. sp. 'multigermtubi' MB_m1, 360 nucleotides. RefSeq lists its product as uncharacterized. The record is from RefSeq and is a predicted model, not a curated record. Lineage: Eukaryota; Fungi; Ascomycota; Leotiomycetes; Helotiales; Drepanopezizaceae.